This is a messenger RNA of Penicilliopsis zonata CBS 506.65, 1272 nucleotides long. RefSeq lists its product as hypothetical. The record is from RefSeq and is a predicted model, not a curated record. The transcript has 4 exons. Gene Ontology annotation, biological process: proteolysis. The coding region runs from base 1 to 1272 and encodes 423 amino acids. Lineage: Eukaryota; Fungi; Ascomycota; Eurotiomycetes; Eurotiales; Aspergillaceae. Gene Ontology annotation, molecular function: serine-type peptidase activity.
AUGUCGACCUUCGUGCUGGAUCCGGUCUUUUAUGACAUCGAUUGGGAUAGACUCCCUCAGGUUGAAGACCAUGGAGGACUGCAUUUCUCGCAUACCCAGAAGAUAUAUGACUGGAUUGUGCAACUGGAGUUUGAACAGCAGGGGAACACCAGCUACGGAACUGGGUUUUAUAUCAACAUCCCUGGGACGAAAAUGCAUGUCAUUUUAACAGCAGCCCAUAAUUUGAUUAGCAAAGGCGGCCAGCUAUCGAAGAAUUUGCGAGUCCGUGGAAAGAACUCGUCAGAGUUCGCGCCAAAAGAUUCAAACAUUUUCAUUUCCCAAGCUUACCGGAGAGACCCAAAGGCCGGGAAGGCAGAGAACGACUAUGGAGCAAUCUUAGUACAGUCAAGCCAAAGUGGUCAGGCUCGAGGGUUUGGCUUUGCCCUGAAUCUCAGGGAUGAUAGACUGUGCAAUUCUAAAAUGCAGGUCGUCGGUUAUCUCGUAGAUUCGACUCUAGAGGAUCCAACUGAGAGCAGUGGACCAUGCGUCGUGUGCCAACCAAACGAGUUGAGAUAUGAUGUGUCGACUGAGAAGGGAUUAAGCGGAUCGCCGGUCUUCAUACCGUACAAGGGACAUGAGACCGUGGUUGCCAUUCACAACAAUGCCCCCCGUCCUCGCCAGAAGGGAAGCAGAGGUGCCCGGCUGAGUGAACCGACGCUCCGAGAGAUCUUCGGCUGGGCUCAGGUGGGAUACACGGACAAAGCCCUGCGAGUCCUGCAACUAAAGCCUGCGUUUGGGCAAGAUAUGUAUCUCCGUUUGGCACCCGAGGAGGAAUACGCUUGUGUGCGACUUGGCCGCGAUGGUCUGGACACGAGUUUCGAUAUCUUUCCCGCUUAUGCCCCCGCUUCGGCCGUGGAAAACCAUCCUCUGCAUGUCUUCCGCUUUCGCCCACCCGAGGAUUGGCCGCGAAUGAACAAUAAACAAUUGUGGGUGUUGUGGGAUAUCAUGCAGAAGGCGGUAAGUUUGACGACGACGUUGCAGGAUUACUGUUUUGUGCGAAUCGUCAACGCGAGUGAUAGGAAGGUCCAGAAGAAGAAUGGCGGCGAAGAAGGCGUGCACAUAGUUCUCGUCAACCCAAUGGGAGAUAUGGGCGAGUUGGUAGAGUUGCGAAUGGGAGACAGCAUGAUUAAAGCCGAGGAUAUCGAAAUGGGAGACGUAGAGACGCAUGAAGUUUCGUUUGAAAAACAUCGAAGAGGCAAGAAGGCAAAGUACAACAUAUUUUGCUUUGAAUAG